Anthonomus grandis grandis is the source of this 1139-nucleotide messenger RNA. It is a transcript of the gene Clc, whose product is annotated as clathrin light chain. The record is from RefSeq and is a predicted model, not a curated record. The transcript is spliced from 6 exons. Gene Ontology annotation, biological process: clathrin-dependent endocytosis; intracellular protein transport; clathrin coat assembly. Gene Ontology annotation, molecular function: clathrin heavy chain binding; structural molecule activity. NCBI's taxonomy places the organism in Eukaryota, Metazoa, Arthropoda, Insecta, Coleoptera, Curculionidae. Gene Ontology annotation, cellular component: plasma membrane; synaptic vesicle membrane; clathrin coat of trans-Golgi network vesicle. The coding region runs from base 84 to 803 and encodes 239 amino acids.
UGUCACAACUGACUGACGUUACAAAUUUCAAUUAAUUUUUUCUAUAUUUUUGUUCAAGGGUCAAAAUAAAAAAGCUUUAAAACAUGUCGGGUUUUGGAGACAAUUUCGAUCAUGGAGAUGUUGAUCCAGCGGCUGAUUUCCUGGCUCGAGAACAAGACGAAUUAGCCGGGCUGGAAGAUGAAGUUAAACCUGCAGCAGUGGUAUCCACCCUUGGUAAUGGUGACGAUCCCGCCCACUCAGCAGGCAGUUUUGAAAUUAUUGAUAAUUUUGAUCAAGAAGGAGAGAUAAAAAAUGACCUUUUCUCUGAUGGCAAUGGUUUUGAUAUAAAAAGUGAACCCAUAGAUGAUGAUAUUUUUGGUGUUGAACCCAGAUCUAUCCCCGACAUUUAUUCUGGAUCUGCUGCUCCAUCUGGUAUAUCUCCUCCAAUAUCUCUUAGUCAGCCUAGAGAAGAACCAGAAAAAAUUAAAAAAUGGAGGGAAGAACAAGUAAAACGACUGGAAGAAAAAGAUCGAGAAGAAGAAAAGAAAAAGGAGGAACUCAGGCAAAUUGCGAAAAAAGAGUUAGAAGAUUGGUACAAAAACCAUGAGGAGGCCAUUGCCAAGACUAAAGCUGCUAAUAGGAACGCAGAGAAGCAAUUUGUUGCUGAAGACGAUGAGAUUCAGCCAGGAACCGAAUGGGAAAGAAUUGCCAAGCUGUGUGAUUUCAAUCCUAAGGCCAAGCCUGGUAGCAAAGACGUAUCUAGAAUGCGUUCUAUAAUUCUUCAAAUGAAACAAAAUCCCGUUCAAAUCAAGAACAAAGCCUAAAUAAAUAAGUGCCAGGUGUGGACGUGCGGUACUAGGAUAAAUAUUUUAGUAUUAAUGGCGACGGCUUUCAAUUAAAUAUUGGAAAUUAUUAAAAUUGAUUUUUUUUUCAAUCUAAAUUCCUUGAAUUGUUAUUAGAAAAAACUUUACAUUCCGACUAAUUACUUUGUUAUCUAAAAGUCGCCCGAUUGUUGCUUUACAAACAUUAAUAGCAGUAAGAUAACAAUGUUUGUUUAUUAUUAAGUGAACACAGUGUAUUGCUAUUUAAUUAUUGUUUUUUUAAAUGCAUAGAUGUAUAAAUAUAUAUUGUUUAGGAAAUAUUAUGAUUGAAUUCUAAAA